AUGGAAUCUUUGGCUGAAUUCGAUGAUCUGGCUGUAGCGGAAGUCGUGGCUGAACUCGACGAGAAUGAUGCAGAUUUGUGGAGGCAGCUGCGCCGAAAAAGAGAUUUCGAGCUACGAGUCGAUGAAAAGCGCUUGCAGCUGCAGGAUCACCUCGCAAAGCACCAGGGUGGCCAUGUGGCGCUGAAAGAGGCCGGUGUGUCAGUCGAGCUGCUGCAAAAGGAGGUGAAGUUUGUGAAGGACCAGCACAGGGAACUUGAGCACGACCUGAUGGUUCUGAAGGAGUCGAACCGACUGUUGCAGCAAGCCUUCCAGGUCUCUUCGUCCUCACAGGCUCCUCUCUGCCAAAGCCUUCUUCGAAGCAAGGACUUUGUUGCCGAAGAACGGGCUCGCGUGGAGUCGCUACAGGUACAACAGGAACAGGUUGAGCACCUCCGGAUGCACAUAGAGAGCCUCCGAGUGGAAAAACAAAGCUUGCAGCAAAGCCAGCAGGUGCUGUUCCACAAGCAGCGCAACGCGGAGCAGGAUCGAAAUCGUCUGCUGGGAGCUCUGCAGGAUGACAGGAACAGCCUGAAUGACUUGCGGGCAGAGCGUAUUCAGCUUCUUGAACAGCGCACUUUAUUGGACAAGCAGAUGGCAGCCAUUGCCAGCCAGGUUCAUGGCAGAGCUCUCGAUGGACAGCCAUCCAACGGGUUUCAGGGACAAAGGCAUUCCCCGUCACCAGAGCAGGCAGAAGCUGCCAACGUCCUGUACAAGUUGCCAGGGUCGUCCGGCGGAGUGCGAGGACACGUUCCUCAUGACGCACCUUUGCCGCAGUCCUGGUUUGCCUCGAACUCGUCUGAACAGGAGAUGCAGCGCACUCACUGGACUUCGUUUGAGAAGACAGAUGCUGAUGGGACCCAGAAGAAGGCUGAAUCACCAUCGUUUGGAGGACGUAUGGCUGAUGCUUUCCAGGUGUAA
Molecule: messenger RNA, 957 nt
Organism: Symbiodinium pilosum
Lineage: Eukaryota; Dinophyceae; Suessiales; Symbiodiniaceae
Source: the annotation of a GenBank genome assembly